Messenger RNA from Lodderomyces jiufengensis, 2592 nucleotides. Its product is annotated as tRNase Z. Gene Ontology annotation, molecular function: 3'-tRNA processing endoribonuclease activity. The record is from RefSeq and is a predicted model, not a curated record. Lineage: Eukaryota; Fungi; Ascomycota; Pichiomycetes; Serinales; Debaryomycetaceae. Bases 1 to 2592 code for a protein of 863 amino acids. Gene Ontology annotation, biological process: mitochondrial tRNA 3'-end processing. Gene Ontology annotation, cellular component: mitochondrion. The transcript has a single exon.
AUGUUCAAAAUAACAACUUUAACUCAUAUAAAUGAUGAUACUUCAAAACCAUUAAUUUCAUUAACUACAAGAUUAGGAAACAAAUAUUUAUUUGGUAAAAUCCCUGAAGGAACACAAAGAAUAUUAAAUUCAAUAAAUUCAGAAAUUAAAUAUAAUAAAUUACAAGGUAUAUUUAUAAGUGGAGCUAUUUUGUCAUGGUCAGAUAUUGGAGGAUUACCUGGAUUAUUUCUUACUAUUAGUGAUGCUACAAAACAAGGGGUUAAAAUAUUCGGGAAUUCUAAAAUUUUAUCAUACAUUGUGACUACUUGGAGACAAUUUGUUUUUAGAUUAGGUAUUAAUUUAGAUAUUAUUGAUGUUGUUGAUGAGAAUCAAGAAAUUAUUUUAUCAAAUGACGAAAUAAGUGUAAAGUCUAUUCAAAUUGAACCAACAAACUUCAAUAAUUCAUUAGAAGAUUCUCCAAUUUCAGAUAAUAACAAUAAUAUACUAUUUAGACAACUAAAAAAAUUAGCUUCAUUAAUGUUCCCACUAGAUACAUCAGAAGUCAAUAGUAGAAAUCCAGAAUCAUACAAAUCAGAUCCAUCACAAAAGGAUAUUCAUACUCAUGUAAAAUUACCACGUUCAAAAAUUUCUCAGUAUUUUCAAACAAAUAAACAAAAUUCAAUAUCUUAUCUUAUAGAAUUUGCCAAAAUAAGAGGUAAAUUUGAUCCACAAAGAGCUAAAAAUUUAGGUUUAAAACCAGGUUUACAAUUCAGAGAUUUAACUAAUGGACAAUCAGUUAUUAAUGAAAAGGGAGAAAUUAUUGAACCACAUCAAGUAUUAGGUCCAGAUAAAAUAUUACCUAAAAUUUUAAUUAUUGAUAUUCCAAGUUAUGAAUAUUAUGAAAAUACAAUCACUAAUAAUAAUUGGUUUAAUAUUGAGAAUUUAGGAUUAAUUUAUCAUUUCAUUGGUGAUGAUAUAAAUUUUAAUUUACAAUCAUAUAUUGAGACUUUUUUAAAUAAGUUUUCCCCAAAUGUUAAACACGUUAUAAGUCAUAAGUCAAUAACUAACAAUAUUAUAAUGAAUGAUAAAUUCGAUUCAAAUCAACUUAAAUUGAAAUUAAUAAUGAAUGAAAAUAUCAAUUUAUUAAAUUCUGAAAACUAUAAAGAUCUAAAAAUUGAAGAAAAUAUAGAAAGGUUACAUAGUUUACAAGCAUUUGGAUUAAAUGAAAAGGGAAUAAUGACAAAUAAUUCACAAGUUAUUAAAGCUUCAAGUGAAGAUAUAUUCAACACUGAGAUUGUUAAUUCUAAUGAUUCAAAUGUUUUAGAAAUUUUAUCAAAUUUAAGUUUUGAAGAUUUACAAAAUUCAAAAUUUAAAUUAGAUGAUGAUAAUAUUGAUAUUGAAAAAUUGACAAAUUCAGUUCAUUUAUGUACAUUAGGUACAGGUUCAGCAUUACCAAGUAUAAAUAGAAAUGUAUUAUCCAAUUUAGUCAGAAUUCCAUACCAAACAGAGACAGGUGAAAUUAUAUAUCGAUCGGUUUUAUUAGAUUGUGGAGAAAACACCAUUGGAAGUUUAUUGAGAAAUUUCGGACAUAACCAUCACCAAGAUUUUAUUAAAAUUUUCAAAGAAUUAAAAUUAAUUUAUAUAUCCCAUUUACACGCUGAUCAUCAUUUAGGAAUAUGUUCCAUAAUAAAUAAAUGGUUUGAAAUUAAUACUAAUGAAAAUGAAAAUUUAUAUUUAAUCUUACCUUGGCAAUUUAUAACUUUUCUAAAAGAUUGGUAUAUUUUUGAAUCAAAUUAUAAUCAUAAUUUCAAUUUAAGCAGAUUAAAAAUGUUUAGUUUAGAAGAAUUUUUAACUAUUGAAGCUAGACAGGCUGAAUAUUCCAAGAUAUCAAUUGAUGAAUUUGAAAAAUUAUAUGAUUCAAGUAAACUCAAAAAUGAAAUUAUAUCAAAGAGGGAAAUUAAUAAUGUUGACAUUAAAAGAGUUAACGAAAUGUAUGAAUCAUUAGGUAUAAGAAGUAUCAAUAGUGUACGAGCAUUACAUUGUCCUUGGUCAUAUUCAACAACUUUUGAUUUCAGUUUAAAUUUCAACAAUUCUCAAUUUUUUAAAAUAUCAUUUUCAGGAGAUACAAGACCAAAUUAUAAAUUUGUUAAAAUUGGUUCAAAUAGUGAUUUAUUAAUUCAUGAAUCUUCAUUAGAUUUAUAUUGGUUAGAUGAAGCAAUUGCUAAAAAACAUUCAACAAGUAUUGAAUCUAUAUGGAUAUCAAAAUUAAUGAAUUGUUCAAAUCUAAUACUUACUCAUUUUAGUACAAGAUAUGGAAUGUCAAAUAAUUAUAUUUCAAAAGAUGAGUUAGUGAAAGAAUCUAAAUUUUUACAAAACCAAUUAAAUAAUAAAAAAAUAUAUAAUAUAAUUAAAAAUAUAGAUUUAGAAGAUUCAUCAAAUACCAAAUUUGAUUUAAAUAUAUUAUACGCUUAUGAUUUAAUGAAUAUUAGAUUCAGGAAUUUGAAAAAUCAAGAAAAUUAUUGGAAUCAAUUUUUAAAAAUAUUUGAAAUUAAUUCAAAGAAGAGAAAAUUAGCUAAUGAUGAUGAUAAUGAUGAUUGUAUAAAUGAUUUAUAG